Trichosurus vulpecula (common brushtail) is the source of this 765-nucleotide messenger RNA. RefSeq names its product chymotrypsin like elastase 1 (gene CELA1). NCBI's taxonomy places the organism in Eukaryota, Metazoa, Chordata, Mammalia, Diprotodontia, Phalangeridae. Gene Ontology annotation, biological process: proteolysis. The record is from RefSeq and is a predicted model, not a curated record. Gene Ontology annotation, molecular function: serine-type endopeptidase activity.
AUGGGACAUGGCUUGGAGGACUCCCCAGAUAUCAAUGCCCGAGUUGCAGAGGGAAGCAAUGUCCAAAGAAAUUCCUGACCUUCCCAGAUUUCUCUCCAGUACUCAUCUAGAGGCUCAUGGUAUCACACCUAUGGAGGGACUCUCAUUACCCAGAAUUGGGUGGUGACAGCAGCUCACUGUGUGGACAGCAACCUGAAUUUCCGAGUCAUGGUUGGAGAUCACAACCUGUCCCAGAACAAUGGCACUGAACAGUAUGUGAGCAUCAGCAAAAUUGUGCAACAUGAAUACUGGAACCCCAACAAUGUGGCAGCCAGCUACGACAUUGCCCUGCUCCGCCUGAGCAAGAGUGUCACCCUCAACAGCUAUGUCUAGCUGGGCACUCUGCCCCCAUCCGGUCAGAUCCUGGCCAACAACAAUCCCUGUUACAUCACAGGCUGGGGCAUGACCAAGACCAAUGGGCAGCUGGCUGAGAUCCUACAGCAGGCAUACCUGCCAGUGGUGGAUUAUGCCACCCGCUCCACCAGCUCCUACUGGGGCUCCACCAUCAAAAACACCAUGGUGUGUGUGGGAGGGGAUGGCAUGAGGUCUGGAUGCCAGGGAGAUUCUGGGGGUCCUCUUCACUGCCUGGUUAAUGGCCAGUACGUUGUCCGUGGAGUUACCAGCUUUGUGUCCAGCCUGGGCUGUAACGUUGCCAAGAAGCCCACCAUCUUCACCCGAGUCUCCAACUACAUCUCUUGGAUCAAUAACGUUGUUGCUUACAACUGA